AUGGCGACGCCUCACAGUUGUGGCCUCCCGGAGGAGAUCAUCAUCUGGGAGAUCCUCAUCCGUCUCCCCCCUAAAUCCCUCCUACGUUGCCGUGCCGUCUGCCGUGUCUGGCGCCAUGCCACUUCCCAUCGCCAAUUCCUACUCGCCCACCACGCCCGCCAGCCCUCGCUCCCCAUCGUCUUCAGCUCCAUACACGGCAACGAAAUCAGCAAUACAAUCGCUACCUUGGACCACCGAGCUGCCGUUCCCCAAGACCAACUCCAACCUAUCGGCCCGCGUGACCAGAUUUUUCUAGAGGCCUCCUGCGAUGGCCUCCUCAUCCUCUACAAAUAUGGCACCGAUGCCAAGCACUGCUUCUUCGUCUAUAACCCGACCACGCGACAGCAUUCUCCCAUCCGGCAACUGUUGCGCUUUAACAUCAUGGGGAUGUACCCACACCGACCUACCAGUGAGUACCGGUUGUUACUACAAAAGAGAUACAUGGACUCGUCUCAAGAUCAAAUUGGCUGCUGUGUCUUUGCGUUGGGCUCGGACCAACCACUGAGGUACAUUGGGUGGCCGGAGAAAGCAUCGGAGUGGUUCACUGUACCUGUCCGGAUGCGUGAUAGCCUGCAUUGGUAUCCAAUGUAUCUUUCCAGGCAGACUGAACCGGUAAUGGUAUUCGACACCGUGUCAGAGUCAUUCCGGCAGAUGCGUGCUCCAGCUAUUCCCACCAAGGCAUGUAUGUUUGAGAUGGAUGACACACUUGGCAUCUAUAGUUGUAACACGACCUUGGAAAUUGUUAAUAUAUGGGUGUUGCAGAACUACAAAAGUGAGGUCUGGAACCUAAAGUAUCGGGUUGCAUUGCCGAUCGCAGAAAUCAGGGAGAAGUUUGACGACCAUGAUGCCUAUUGGAAUGCGAAUGUUGCUUCGGGGAACGGUGAUGUGCUCUUGCUGGUUAGUUUUAAUCAUUGGUUGUUUUACGUUGACACUGAUGGCAAACUGGUUGCUAGCUUCCAAGGCUUCUAUGCCUCUCGUUUUCGCCACAAACAAACUCUUGUUCCACAUACCUUCUUUACGACACUAGAUGUUAAUGAUGUGAGAACUUUGAAUCUUAUGUCUCAUCCGAAGGCUUUUUAGUGAGGCGGGGCUUCCUAAUGGUGUAUUUUUCGUAUCCUUUUGACCUACGAUGUCUAUGAAUUGGAUCAAUCUUUAAGAAUUGGACCAAGUAUGAGCCUGUUGAUUUCUUCUUUUUGUUUAGAUAUAUAUGAAGUUAUGUUCAGAAGUGACUUUUAUAUAGUUUCAUGAAAUUUUUGCUUGUUUCCAUCCACCCUUCCUGUCUUACAUCUCGUGUUGAUUCUAAAAUCAACACAUUUUGCUCUGCUUUUCAAGCAUUUUCCAACUGAUCUGCAUUAUGUCUUUAUUUUUUCAAUGAAGUGUCCUUCAUAGAUCAGUUUUCUUCACGCGUAUAUUGCAUCUGGUCAGGUAGGUCAUGAUUGGAGACUGCCCCAAAUGUGGUGGUUCUGAGUAAUUUACCGUACACACAGCCCUUGUGGCAUUGCAGUGGUGCACAAGUCUUAUUACUAAUUUACUGUGUCCACUCUGUUGCAUUGAUGAUGAUGCAGUCGAUCAGUAGGCUUAGCUCUGGUUGAGCAGCAACUAUGCAACCAAGAGCACAAACUGAAUGCAGCCAAGGACGACCAACAUGCCUUUCGAUUGUCGGUUUCGUAGCACAGAUACACUGGACUAUUUAGCAAUCUAGAUGUUGAACUUGUAUGAUGCCUAUCGAUGGUGUAAAACCUGGCCAAACACUCCAAAAGGAUUGUGGAGUAGAUGAGUGAUUGUUGAUCUGUAGCCUAAAUUUGAGAAGCCGAGCAAUUGACUGCAACCACACACAUAUCAAUACGUAUGACGGUAACAAAUUACCAGUUAUCUUCUGAUCGCUCAUAAAUGCAUGCAGCAAGUGUUAAGAGCGAGCUUUUAAGUUUCAAUUUUGCCUGUACAAUUAUAUUGCCACAUAAUUCCAGACGGUGUCAUCUGCUCGAGAAAAGAUAAUAUAAUGGUGAAAUGAACAUGGCUCAUGGAUGGCAAUUCUGCAGUUUUGCAAGAUGAACACGGUGAGGAUUCUGAGCCUGGACAUAAAAAUGGCAAAACUACAUGAAGCAUUGUAUAAAAUGGUUAGCAGCUGAGUUGAACUGACGGAGACAGUUCCAAAAAAGGAAGAAUAAAGACACAAGGAAGCAAGGCUCUUCCCAUUAAUUAGAUCUGUCAAUGGAUCGACAGAUGUCGCAAGGGGGCAAAUAUAACCAUGUAUGUUAGCAUGGACUCUGAUGCAAUGGUUUAACUUAAGGAAUGGUGCUCCAAGCUCUUCUAAGAAUUAGAACUUGCAAGUCAAAGGAGUAUCUGCCGCAUUUCAUCAUUAGCUUGAAGAAAACAAAUAAACAGGAAAGACAUGUAGAUUGCUAACUACUGAUUUUCAACAGAGACACCAUGACUCAGAAGUUCAUUGCUAACUAUUGAU
Molecule: messenger RNA, 2500 nt
Organism: Aegilops tauschii subsp. strangulata
Lineage: Eukaryota; Viridiplantae; Streptophyta; Magnoliopsida; Poales; Poaceae
Product: F-box protein At5g49610-like
Molecular function (GO): protein binding
Source: RefSeq, a predicted model, not a curated record